Spirodela intermedia is the source of this 3159-nucleotide messenger RNA. NCBI's taxonomy places the organism in Eukaryota, Viridiplantae, Streptophyta, Magnoliopsida, Alismatales, Araceae. The record is from the annotation of a GenBank genome assembly.
AUGGAGAAAGUCAUUUCAGGCAGUUGUACACACGAUCUCAUGUUUUAAUUGGGGGCAUUAUGUAGGGUGAUUUUUUAUCACCUAAAGAUGAUGGGACACAAAAUGAUAAUAUGUAGUUCUCAGCCAAGGAACCAUAACAUAUACUUAUUUGAAAAUUUCAAGUACCACUAAUCCCACAAAUCUUGUUUUUCAAGGUAUAUUUAAUAAGUUCUAUGUAUAAAUUUGAUAUAGUAUCAUAUUUUGAAUAUUUAUUAGGAUAAUUAGUCAUUAAAUAUAAUUCCUUGGAUCUUACCAUAUUCUAACCACUUUGUCCUAUGUUGAUAUAAUUUGUUGCUUUGUGACGAUUUAUUAGGACUAAAAUAAAAUUCACUGGGCUAAACUAAAACCCAUCUUUGUUGUUGCCGAUGAUUAAGAGGGUCUUCAAUUGAAACUAGUCUUGAAGAAAAAACUAUUAUUACCAAAAUAAUAUUUUCUAUCUAUUUAUUAUCAUUGAAAUAUGCAUAUGAUUUUUUUUCACUUAUUAAGAUAGAUAAAAUGUCAUAUUAACUUACGCCUUCAACACGCUGCAUAAGUUGUCAAUAGGAAAACUUUGAAGCCUUUUUACGAUUUAAAAGGCAUCAAAGUAUUUUUUGUGGGGUUAAAAUAUCAUUAUAAUAUGUUACAGUCUAAUGUUAUAACUAUUUGUUGAGAUUCAGUAACCCUAUAAUUCAAGAGGAGAAUGAAUUAGACUUUUCUUAUUGUUGCUACUAAGUUGUGGGAUACAGUCAAGCUUGAUUUACACACGAGUUUAUAUAAGUUUGGUCAAUCAUGCUUACUCCACAAUUUGGAGACAAAGUCCAUGGGUUUCACUUAGUGAUGAGUGAAACAUGCUAAAUCUUGAUUUCAUCAAUCCUCUACUUAAUAUGAAAGACUUAGUGUGGAUAUGCGUUGGACUAAAUACUCAUGCCUCAAUAAUUCUGUGUAGUUUAUGGAAUGAUAAAGACGCACAAAACGGCGAAAUAAUUCCCCAAGUCCAAACUGAAAAGUGGAGAAAAAUAAUUUUUCUUCAGAAAAAGCAUCAACCACGAAAUGAAUUCUCAGAAGUAGUUUAAAAUUAGGGGUAAGCCAUAACCAGAUGCUGCAAUGAGCGCUUCGGGAGGUAGGAACUAUUCCAUCAUGAUGUUUACCGUGUCUUCUCCUCCUCAUCCUCCUCUAGCAUCAACCACGAAAUGAAUUCUCAGAAGUGGAUAUGCACCAGGCCAUUCAGGGUCGCAAGAGAAGCCGAACAGGAGGGCUGGCGGCCUGGCCCUCUGGCGAGGUCACCGCCUUUGGAUCCACGACUUCUUGCGGCAGCUUAGUCUUCCCUCUCUAGGGUCCUUUGUACGUUGAUAGUAGGGCGUUCUCUUUGUAUCAUGGACAAAGGGAGUGCCAGCCUCGGGCGGCGGGGAAUGCUUCGACGCCCUUCUGGAUCAUCUCCUCUAGGCCACGACGGACUCAAAGUGGCCAGUUGUAACCUCACCUCUUGGCCGGCCUCCACCAUAUCCAUAGUUACUUCCAUCCUUAAUCGGCAUCUCGUUUGUCCCCAAGACGUCACUCUUCACCCGCUGGGGAAGAAUUCCUGGAUGGAGUAGCCGCCGCGGUUUGGCUUGCUCCAUCGUGUGGAUUAUCUGAGAACGCGAGCCAGCCGUGACUUGAGGACGCGGGAUGCUUGCAAUCAGAACCCUAACAAAGAUCUGCUUAAUUAUAGUGCAGGAAACUCUAUAAAUGACAACCCAACGGAUACGUCUCCGUUGGGUCAUCGGCGGUGCCCUUUACAGAAGAAACACGUCGAGCUCUAUCCAGUCCUUCCAGUCAACGCACGGGUUGGCCAACUGAAGGCCUGGGCGACGGUCCACAGGAAGGCUACGGGUGUUGAGGAUGGGGGAGUUGCACUCGCACUCGUCCUCCGACGAAGAUUUCAUUCUGCUUUCCCUUGAGACCACCGCAACCUCUGGAAAGUGUCUGCGGGCUGGUGGACCGGCAAGUUGACGACUAUAUCUAAUGGAAAGAGGUCCUUCGUGUCUACGCGGAAGGCGAAGGGUAAUACGUCAGAUUAGUAGAUCUAGAACAUCCUCUGUUCCUCUCGCAUCUCUCAUCACUCGUAGCACUGAUCAUCAGCCGCCCUACGGAUUCGCUGUAUUUCAGAUGAAUAUAGCGUCGACUCAAAACGAACGAUUCAAGAUAAGAAAAUAAUCCAAUGUGGCAGACGACGACUUAGACCGUAGAGAAUGUGAAGUACGCUGCGCAGAACACUACCCCGGCGAGGAACAGCGAGGAUCGGAUAACCGUCACCGGCAUCCUCCCCUUGUCCGCCCUCAGCACCGAGGCUUCGUAGAUUGGCCAGCAGUUGACCACCACGAAGCCUGAGAGGAGCACCUGUAAGAACAUGUCUUGGAGGCUGCCUCCGCUCAGGCUCCGACCGAGACCCACCGCCAAGGAGACGAGGUUUAUCACCGCGAUCGUCCCCAGCGACACGAAGAAGGGUGAUUCAGCCCCAAAGUCAAAGAAGCCUCCGUCGUAUCUCUUUACCUGCUCGUCGUCCAUCAACUUGCUGGUCACGUUGAACCCAGAGCCAGAGAAGCCCAUCUUCUGCAGAGAGAACUGGAAGACGCCGAAGAGGUUGGACGUGACCGCCCGGAUCAUCCACAUCCUCUGGUCGUUCCACCAGCUUCGAACAGUCCCUCGUGCUCCCAGGAAGUCGAUGAGGUCCUGGGCGUAGGCAGUCAAGAAGAGGUAGGCGUACAAGUAGAACCAUGCGUCCGACGCCUGUUGUCGAUUUCCAAGUUAGGAUCAACCACAAGAGGGAAUGAACAAGGUAUAGGGGACGGCGGCAGGACCUUCGGGAAAAGGGGAACUUGAUAGACCAGCGCUACUUGCGGUAGGGCGGCGUAGAUCGACACGGGAAUGCACCAGAUCGGCCAGAACGCGUAGCGUGCGUAGCACAUAGCCAUCGGCAGGGGAGCCCACCGGCAGCCAAAGAUGACGGGGGAGUACCUCGAGAAGCCCACCUGCAAAAGCCCCAAUGACCAUCUCUUGUUCUGGAUGAGCACGUCGUUGAGUGUGAUCGGCACGUCGCCGAGGAACGCCGGCGGCUCCGGGUCGCAGAAGACCGACUCCCACCCCCUGCAUAGCAUGUGGUAA